CAGAGACCGGGAGCCAGAGCAGCAAGAAGGUGUCUGCUGGAGCAAGCGGAACAGAGCCAACCCCAGACAAGGGACUUGAGAGGGACGACAAACUCUUAAGCUACACCCACUAUAGACCCCAAGUGCCCCAUCAGCCAGGAGGGACCCUCGCAGCCAGUCCCCACCCCACCUUGGCCCCCAACUCCAUACUCAUCUCUUCCCCUUCUCCUCAGAAGGCUGGCUGACGCCCAGACACAGGUGGCUCCCACACCAACCAUCAGGAUGGCGACUGCAGAGGACCUGCCCCUCCCUCCACCCCCAGCCCUGGAAGAUCUGCCAUUGCCGCCACCCAAGGAGUCCUUCUCCAAGUUCCACCAGCAGCGGCAAGCCAGUGAGCUCCGCCGCCUCUACAGGCACAUCCACCCUGAGCUCCGCAAGAAUCUAGCUGAGGCCGUGGCUGAGGAUCUGGCUGAGGUCCUGGGAUCUGAGGAGCCCACCGAGGGUGAUGUCCAGUGUAUGCGCUGGAUCUUUGAGAACUGGCGACUGGACGCCAUUGGAGAUCAUGAGAAGCCAGCUGCCAAGGAGCCAGUGCCAGGUGGUGACGUCCAGGGCACCUCCCGCAAGUUUGAGGAAGGCUCCUUUGCCAACAGCGUAGACCGGGAGCCAGCCGGGCCCCAGCCAUGCGGAGGGGAUGUUCGGGCAGCCCGCUGGCUGUUUGAGACAAAGCCACUGGAUGAGUUGACAGGGCAGGCCAAGGCACUGGAGGCUACUGUGAGGGAGCCAGCUGCCAGCGGGGAUGUGCAGGGCACCAGGAUGCUCUUUGAGACGCGGCCACUGGACCGCCUGGGCUCCCGCCCCUCCAUCCAGGAGCAGAGCCCCUUGGAGCUGCGCUCAGAGAUCCAGGAGCUGAAAGGUGAUGUGAAGAAGACAGUGAAGCUGUUCCAAACAGAGCCACUGUGUGCCAUCCAGGAUGCACAGGGUGCCAUCCAUGAGGUCAAGGCUGCCUGCCGGGAGGAGAUCCAAAGCAACGCAGUAAGAUCUGGCCGCUGGCUCUUUGAGACCCGACCUCUGGAUGCCAUCAAUCAGGACCCAAGCCAGGUUCGGGUGAUCCGGGGGAUCUCCCUGGAGGAGGGGGACCGGCCCGAUGUCAGCGCAACUCGCUGGAUCUUUGAGACACAGCCCCUGGAUGCCAUCAGGGAGAUCGUGGUGGAUGAGAAGGACUUCCAGCCAUCCCCAGACCUUAUCCCACCUGGUCCAGAUGUCCAGCAGCAGCGGCAUCUGUUUGAGACCAGAGCACUGGACACUCUAAAAGGGGAAGAGGAGGUUGGAACAGAGGUCCCACCCAAGGAGGAAGUGGUCCCUGGUGAUGUCCGCUCUACCCUGUGGCUAUUUGAGACAAAGCCCUUGGAUGCUCUCAGAGACAAGGUCCAAGUGGGUCACCUGCAGCGCGUGGAUCCCCAGGAGGGUGAGGAGCUCACACGCGAGUGUCUAUCUAGUGGCAGCUCCUCAGCACUGCCCCUCUCUCAGAGCGCCCCCCAGAGGGAUGGACUGAAGGGAGACGUGAAGACUUUCAAGAAUCUUUUUGAGACCCUUCCCUUGGACAGCAUCGGGCAGGGUGAGCCCUCGGCCCAUGGGAGUGUGAACAGAGGAGAAGGAACUGAUCGUGCUGGGCAUUCCCAGAACAUAGGGUCUCCAGUGUAUGCUAUGCAGGACAGCAAGGGCCACCUCCAUGCUCUGACCUCUGUUAGCAGAGAGCAGGUAGUCGGAGGUGAUGUGAAGGGUUACAGGUGGAUGUUUGAGACACAACCCCUAGACCGACUGGGCCGAAGCCCCAGUACCAUAGAUGUGGUGCGGGGCAUCACCCGGCAGGAAGUGGUGGCAGGGGAUGUUGGCACUGCUCGGUGGCUCUUUGAGACUCAGCCCCUGGAGGUGAUCCACCAGCGGGAGCAACAGGAACGACAGGAAGAAGAGAGGAAGAGUCAGGGAGGCCCCCAGCCUGAGGCGCCCCCAAAGGGUGAUGUGCAGACUAUCCGGUGGUUGUUCGAGACAUGCCCAAUGAGUGAGUUGGCUGAAAAGCAGGCGUCAGGGUUCACAGAUUCCACAACCACGGCCGAGGCACAGUCCUGCACCUGGAUGUUCAAGCCUCAACCCCUGGACAGACCAGAGGGCUCCAGGGAGCAGCACCUGCAGGUUAGCCAGGUCCAGGCUGGGGAAAGACAGACAGACAGACACGUCUUUGAGAUCGAGCCUCUUCAGGCCUCAGGCCAGCCCUGCGGAAGAGGGCCUGUGCGGUACUGCAGCCGGGUGGAGAUCCCUUCAGGGCAGGUGUCUCGUCAGAAAGAGGUUUUCCAGGCCCUGGAAGCAGGCAAGAGAGAAGAGCAGGGGUCCCGAGUAAGCCCUGGGCCCAUCCCUGCAGGUUCUGUGCACAAGUUCACCUGGCUCUUUGAGAACUGCCCCAUGGGCUCCCUGGCAGCUGAGAGCAUCCGAGGUGGUAACCUCCAGGAAGAGCAGCCUGUGAGCUCCUCAGGCAACAGGGCGACACAGAGGCAGGAGACGGCGGCUGAGGAGACGCUGCGGACUCUGCACACCACACCUGGCAUCCUGCACCACGGAGGCAUCCUCAUGGAGGCCCGAGGGCCGGGAGAGCUCUGCCUGGCCAAGUACGUGCUCCCAGAUGCAGGGCAAGGGUGCCCCUACGUACGGAAGGAGGAGCUGGUGUCUGGAGAACUUCCCAGGAUUGUCCGCCAAGUGCUGCACCGGCCAGACGUGGACCAGCAGGGGCUGCUGGUGCAGGAGGACCCAACCGGCCAGCUCCAGCUCAAGCAGCUGAGGCUGCCAGCGCCGGGUAGCAGUGGGGGUAUUGAAGACAUGGAUCCUGAGCUCCAGCAGCUGCUGGCUUGUGGCCUCAGGGCCUCUGUGGCAAGGACAGGGCUGGUGAUGCAGGAGACAGAGCAGGGCCUGGUUGCACUGACCGCCUACUCCUUACAGCCCCGGCUAACUAGCAGGGCUCCCGAGAGGAGCAGUGUGCAGCUGCUGGCCAGCUGCAUAGACAAGGGAGAUCUGAGUGGCCUGCAAAGUCUGCGAUGGGAGCCACCAGCUGACCCAAGUCCAGUGCCAGCCAGCGAGGGGGCCCAGAGGCUGCCCCCAACUGAGAGCAUCAUCCAUGUUCCACCACUGGACCCCAGCAUGGGGAUGGGGCAUCUGAGAGGCCCAGGGGCCACCUCCCUCCCUCCUCAGGCCAUUGGAAAGGCAGCCUCUGUGGCUGGGAAAGCUUCAGCCCCAGCCCAAUUGCAGGACGCAGAAAAGCAGGAAGACAGCCACACUGGGCAGAAAGGGAUGGCAGCCUUGGGAAAGUCAAAAGGAGCCACAGCUACCCCUCUGGUGCCUGGGGCCCCAGAUCUCCUGGACGCCAUGCAGAGUCUGCGGAUGACAACAGCCGAGGCCCAAAACCUGCACCAGCAAGUUCUGAACAAGCACAAGCAGAGCCCCGCCCCUGCAGCCACUUCCACGCCCAUCCAGGAUGGUCUUCUCCGAGUUCCGGCCAAGACCACUGGGGCUACCCAGAGCAACACCAGGCCUGUGGGUGGAGGUGACCCCAAGAUCCCAGCAGCCCCCAGAAAGGUCAGUGGGGAAGAAAAAGCACUACCCAGAGGGCUGCCUGGGGGGUGGGUAACAAUUCAGGACGGCAUCUACACUGCUCACCCUGUGAGGACCUUUGAUUCAUCUGGGGGUAUCCAGCCUUCUGAAAAAAAACCCCAGCCCAGGGGCAGGGAGACCGCCCUCUCGGCCCAGGCUCCCAGCCCACUCCAGGGAGGCCCAGGUCAGAGUAUUGGGCCAGGGCGGGGGGAGCCUGGGGGCCAUACACAGAGGGCCGGGGGGCCUCCAGGGAAGGUGAUGGCAGAAGUCUGUCCAGGGGGCCUCCAAGCUGCAGAGACCACUCUGAAGACUGCCCAUCUAUCCCGCCACACUUUGGCCUCUGGGCCCCAUCCUGCAGGUGCCAGCCUGCACUCCCAUAAUGCCUCUGUUCCUCCCCCUCCUGCUCUCCCAGCUGCUGUGACAGGACCUGACUUCCCAGCCCGAGCCCGCCACGAUGAGGACUUCAUCCAGCAGGCCUCCGAGCCCCUGCAGAACUCCCUUCACUCCCACAGCAGUCCUGCUGGCCAGAGAACCCCGGGGGGGUCACAGACAAAGACUGCAAAACUGGAGUCCACCAUGCCCCCAAGAAAGAAGCCCCAGCUGCCCCCCAAACCUGCACACCUAACCCAGAUCCACCCUCCUCAGAGGCUGCCCAAGCCCUCGGCUCUAUCUCCCAGCUUUUCCUCGGAGAGGGGGCAAGGAGAACAUAAACGAGGUGAGACGGAUGCAGCCAUUCCGCAGCCAGCCAAGGUUCCCACCACUAUAGACCUGGGCCACAUGCCUCGGACUGGAUGCCCCAGUGGACAGAGCCAGCUCAGCCCCCAACAUGGCCUCAGCACCGUGGCCCUCAGGCCCAUCAACAGUCAGGCUGCAGACAGCAGUGCCCACAGCUCUGAGCCCCCCACGUCCCAUGCUCUCAAUGGCAACCCCAUCUCACCACAGUGGGGGCCCAGCCCCCCAGGAGAGCAGCCCAUGGAAAGUUCCAAGCAGGGGCCCCCUGAGAGCCCUGAGGUUCUACAGGGAAGCCAGGAAGAGCUCCAGGGCCUCCUAAGCCAGGUUCAAGCCCUGGAGAAGGAAGCUGCAAGCAGUGUGGAUGUGCGGGCCCUGCGGAGGCUCUUUGAGACUGUGCCCCAACUGGGAGGGGUUGCCCCUCAGGCUCCUGCUGCCCCCCAAAAGCCCGAGGCCUCAGUGGAGCAGGCCUUUGGGGAGCUGACUCGGGUCAGCACAGAGGUUGCCCGGCUGAAGGAACAGACCCUGGCCAGGCUGCUGGACAUUGAAGAGGCUGUGCACAAGGCCCUCAGCUCCAUGUCUAGCCUGCAACCUGAGGCUAAUGCCAGAGGCCAUUCCCAGGGACCCCCAAAGGACCACAGUGCCCACAAGGUCAGUGUCACGGUCAGCAGUAGUGCCAGGCCCAGUUGCUCAGGCCAGGAGGCCAGAGACCAAACUACAGUCAAAAGCCAAGCCAAGGCUGGAUGCCACACUGAGGUCCCAAGUCAAACCGAGGCCAGAAAUCUCACAGAGGCCAGAGGUCAAGCAGCCUCAACUGCUCCUCCCACCAGGAGCCCAGAGACAUCAGGAGAAGACUUGGGCUUCCCUCGCAUCUUGCCUUCCAGCAGAGAUUCCCCCUCCUCCCCAACAUUCAUCUCUAUCCAGUCAGCCACAAGGAAGCUUCCAGAGGCUUCUAGCCCUAAGGCCAACCCCAAUGUCUCAGUGGAAAGUACACACCUGGCUCAGGACAUGAGCCAGGCCCUGCUCCACCAGAAAGGCAUGGAGACCAAGGCUGGGAAGAAGGAGGUCUCCCAGUGCUGUGGACAGCCCGAGCCUGCCCCUGCUUCAGCCAGCCCCCUGCCCACAGGGUGGCAAAAGAGUGUUCUGGAGCUACAGACUGGGCCAGGUGGCUCCCAGUGCUAUGGAGCCACAAGAACCGUGACCGAGCAGUAUGAGGAGGUGGACCAGUUUGGGAACACAGUCCUCAUGUCCUCCACCACAGUCACUGAGCAGGCAGAUCCACCCAGGGGCCCGGGCCCCCAUCUCGGGUUCCACACCUCCCCUUUGCUGAGGCAGUUCCUGCAUAGCCCAGCCGGGUUCAGCAGUGACUUGGCAGAAGCUGAGAUAGCACAGGUGCCCUGCAGCCACUCCCAGCCAGCUACCCAGUGAGCCCCUCCACCUCCCCCUACAACCCCCACCCAUUAUUGGGGUGCCUCCCUUUACAGCCCCAGAACUGAGGUGGGUGCCUACCUCCUGCAUACGUAAGGCAAGGACCAAGAAGAAAGGGCAUCUUUAGAGAACUGUUAUGGGACAUUUCCCUUUUGUUGGUACCAUCAAUAGGCCCAGUUCUUCCAAAAGGAGGAAGAAAGGUCAGGAAAAGGCCCACCAAGUAGCACUGCAUGAGGGUAGGAUGGGGGCUCCCAGCAGCUGGUGGAGGAUGUAAUGUGCACAGACACACACAUGCUCCUCACACAGGCCUGGCCCACGCAUGACACGUGUGAAUCUGCACACCACUGCCUGAGUUGGAACCCCCCCUCCUCCACCCUCAGCUUUUAUUUCUUUUAUUAGUCUGAAUGUUCUCAGCCAUCUGCUUCUUAAUCCUUGGAGAGGAAUAGGCCCAGCUGGACACAGCACUGGUCUCUAUUUGGGACUGGUCUGAGGGCUCCAGAAGGGCCUGGCUGCCAGCCUCCUCACCACCAUCUCCACCAUUCAGCUGGUCAUCCUGGUGGCUCAAAGGUCACACACAAGGAGUCAGCAAUCAGCAAUGUCCAUAGAAGCCAAAUGCACUACCUCUCUCUGCCCCCACCCCACUGCUCCCCACUGUGCACCCCAAAUGGAAAGGACACCGUCCAAAUAAACUCAAGUUUUAUGCUCUA
This is a messenger RNA of Propithecus coquereli (Coquerel's sifaka), 6479 nucleotides long. RefSeq names its product xin actin binding repeat containing 1 (gene XIRP1). Gene Ontology annotation, biological process: actin cytoskeleton organization; actin filament organization. The record is from RefSeq and is a predicted model, not a curated record. The coding region runs from base 262 to 5772 and encodes 1836 amino acids. Gene Ontology annotation, cellular component: stress fiber; focal adhesion. The transcript is spliced from 2 exons. NCBI's taxonomy places the organism in Eukaryota, Metazoa, Chordata, Mammalia, Primates, Indriidae. Gene Ontology annotation, molecular function: actin filament binding.